CCACGAAUGACACAAAGUGUAAGCAAUAAAGUAAAAUACGGAAAAUUAAUUUAUUAUAAUGAAAUGUUUGGCGUAUUGGUCGUGCUAUCCUGUGUACUCGCGCUCGCUGCCGCCCGCUCCGUCAAUUACUGCGGCGCCAAGAUGUGUGGAGGCACCAACGAACAUACUUUCUGCCAGUAUCCAAAAGGCCCAAGUCCUGAAUGCGUUGAGUAUGAGAACGCGCGGCUCAGAACACACGAAAAGACGAGAAUCGUGGCGCGGCUCAACAGCCGCAGGAAUGAAGCGGCAUCCGGAGCAUUACUGGGCUUCCCACCAGCUGGAAACAUGGUGAAAAUGCAAUGGGUUGAGGAGUUGGCUCGUGAAGCCCAGCGGUGGGCAGACCAGUGUCGUCCACCGCGGCCCGUUGAAGAACACGAUGUUUGUCGUGAUCUAUAUUCAUUGAAAGUCGGUCAGUGUGUGGCGUCGGUAGUGGGCGACUCGCCGGUCCGAGUUGAGCAAAUGAUCGACAUUUGGUACAUACAAAGCACGUUGUACAAUAACAGUAUCACCUCCUAUGUGCCGCCAGGUAACGGUAGCAAAUAUUACGGCGAUUUUGCACAGAUCCUUUGGGCGAAAAGUAAUAUGGUGGGCUGUGGUCGCAGUCGAUUUAAGACGCUUUGGCAAGGUGAACUUAGAAACGUGGAGCGUUUAGUCUGCAACAUAGCCCCGCUUGGGCCCAAACCGAAGCACCGAUUAUGGGUGCCCGCCGUACCAGCUUUCUUCUGCCCAUAUGGUUCAUCACAGUCUCUUACAUGGCACCACCUUUGUGAAUUCCCUGAAACGAUUGCUGAUAUACAAGAGACGUUGAAACGAAAUGAACGUGCUUUGUCACGGAAAAGAGGGAAACGUAGAACGAUUCACCACCAUAUACGAAGAUUUAGAAGGCACAAGAAAUCGCGUAAACAUGGGGACAGCCACAGGAAAGAAAGAGAAACACUAAAUUUUCAUCCAUUUUUAAAUAACUACUCUAGCAGAACUAGUGUCGCCCCGUCUCUUGUCUUACUUUUAGCUUUGUGUUUAUAAUUUUGUAGGUAUAUUUUAGAUGUAUUUUGUUUGUUAUGUUUAAUUUUAUUGUUUAGUUAUUGUGUACUUUGUUAAUAAACUUUUUGAUAUUCUUA
Molecule: messenger RNA, 1157 nt
Organism: Spodoptera frugiperda (fall armyworm)
Lineage: Eukaryota; Metazoa; Arthropoda; Insecta; Lepidoptera; Noctuidae
Product: venom allergen 3-like
Exons: 8
Coding region: 7-1062 (351 amino acids)
Source: RefSeq, a predicted model, not a curated record